AUGGUUCAUUAUGGUUAUGAACCAUUUGAAGAUGGAAGUAGAGUUGCUUUAAAUUUGGCUACUAGUUAUGCAAUUGUUAAGGUGGGUGAAAAAAAAAAUAACUAUUCAACUUGUAUUUGGUUGACACCAAAAAUGGCAGAAACAAUUAUAGGUCCUAUUACUGAAUUAUUUAAGAGAAUUACUAUAAACAAAAUUAAAAAUUCUUGA
Messenger RNA from Diversispora eburnea, 207 nucleotides. NCBI's taxonomy places the organism in Eukaryota, Fungi, Glomeromycota, Glomeromycetes, Diversisporales, Diversisporaceae. The record is from the annotation of a GenBank genome assembly.